Malassezia restricta is the source of this 546-nucleotide messenger RNA. Its product is annotated as ADP-ribosylation factor 1. Gene Ontology annotation, molecular function: GTP binding; GTPase activity. Bases 1 to 546 code for a protein of 181 amino acids. Gene Ontology annotation, cellular component: cytoplasm; plasma membrane. Gene Ontology annotation, biological process: vesicle-mediated transport; intracellular protein transport. The transcript is spliced from 6 exons. NCBI's taxonomy places the organism in Eukaryota, Fungi, Basidiomycota, Malasseziomycetes, Malasseziales, Malasseziaceae. The record is from RefSeq and is a predicted model, not a curated record.
AUGGGAUUGUCUGUUUCGCGACUGCUUUCUGGUCUCUUCGGCAAGAAGGAGAUGCGCAUUUUGAUGGUCGGUCUUGAUGCCGCCGGUAAGACGACGAUCCUGUACAAGCUCAAGCUCGGUGAGAUUGUUACUACGAUCCCCACGAUCGGUUUCAACGUCGAAACGGUGGAAUACAAGAACAUCUCCUUCACUGUGUGGGAUGUCGGUGGUCAGGACAAGAUCCGUCCUCUGUGGCGCCACUACUUCCAAAAUACACAGGGUAUUAUCUUCGUGGUUGACUCGAAUGACCGUGAGCGUAUCCCCGAAGCUCGUGAAGAGCUGCAACGCAUGCUGAACGAGGACGAGCUUCGUGAUGCUCUGCUGCUGGUCUUCGCCAACAAGCAGGACCUGCCAAACGCCAUGAACGCUGCCGAAAUCACUGAUAAGCUGGGCCUGCACAGCCUGCGCCAGCGCCAAUGGUUCAUCCAGGCUACGUGCGCUACGAGCGGUGAUGGUCUGUACGAGGGUCUGGAAUGGCUCAGCACGAACCUCAAGCGCCGCGCAUAA